Messenger RNA from Miniopterus natalensis, 2401 nucleotides. The record is from RefSeq and is a predicted model, not a curated record. Lineage: Eukaryota; Metazoa; Chordata; Mammalia; Chiroptera; Miniopteridae.
ACGGGCCUCCCUGGGCUGCUUCGGGGGGGUACUUAGGGGGCCGGGGCGGGCCUGAUGAGUAACCGCCCCCGCGUCCCAGAGGGAGAAGCCUUUACAUCAGUCGGUCGGCCCCGGCUCCAUGGCCUCGGCUUCCCGCCGCCGCCGCCGGGAGCGCCGCUUCCGUCGGUACUUGUCCGCGGGUCGCCUGGCCCGGGCGCAGGCCCUCCUCCAGCGACACCCAGGCCUUGAUAUAGAUGCUGGGCAGCCCCCCCCACUGCACCGGGCCUGUGCCCGCCACGAUGCCCCCGCCCUGUGCCUGCUUCUGCGGCUGGGGGCUGACCCUGCCCACCAGGACCGCCGUGGAAACACUGCCCUGCACGCUGCCGCUCGCCAGGGCCCUGAUGCCUAUGCGGACUUCUUCCUGCCGCUGCUGAGUCGCUGUCCCUCUGCCAUGGGAAUAAAGAAUAAGGAUGGGGAGACCCCUGGGCAAAUUCUGGGCUGGGGACCGCCCUGGGAUUCUGCUGAAGAGGAAGAUGAGGCGUCCAGGGAGCAUGAGUGGAGGCAGAAGCUGCAGGGAGAGCUGGAGGACGAGUGGCAGGAGCUCAUUGGGCGGCUCGAAGAUGAUGCUUCCUAUGAGGUCCAGGAACCCGAGUCCUACUCAGCCUGGUCACAUCGCCUGGCUCGGGAACAUGCCCAGAAGUGCCAGCAGCAGCGUGAGAGGAAGGGAGCCUGCCGACCCCCACGGGCUGAGAGCUCCAGUCUCAACUGGCAGCGGCAGGAGGAGGAGCAGCGGCUCUUCCGAGAGCGAGCCAGGGCCAAGGAGGAAGAACUGCGGGAGAGCCGAGCCAGGCGGGCACAGGAGAUUCACGGGGACCCAGGGCCCAGGGCCCAGCAACCCAGAGGAGCAGGGAGGGGCAGCCUCUGGCGCUUUGGUGACGUGCCCUGGCCCUGUCCUGGGGGAGGGGAUCCAGAGGCCAUGGCUGCAGCCCUGGUGGCCAGGGGCCCCCCCUUGGAGGAACGGGGGGCUCUGAGGAGGUACUUGCGGGUCCAGCAGGUUCGCUGGCACCCUGACCGCUUCCUACAGCGGUUCCGGAGCCAGAUUGAGACCUGGGAGCUGGGCCGCGUGAUGGGAGCUGUGACUGCCCUUUCUCAGGCCCUGAAUCGCCAUGCAGAGGCCCUCAAGUGACCUCCGGGAAACAAGGAGAAACUGCAGAAACACAGCCUUAGGGGCAGGGCAGCAGGAAGAGCACAGUCAAAAAUGGGGAUGAACAGGCCAGGCCUACGCUGCACAGCAGAGGAUGUGGGGUGGGAGCAAAGCUUGUCAUGAGCGGGUGGGGAGGACAGGCCACCACCGCUGCUCCUUCACUGCCGUUUCCUAGUAAGACCUGGUUCCACAUCUCUCUCCCGGCGGCUCUGCCUUUUUCCAUUGCUGUGGUUUUCACCACCCAUGACAUCUCCUUUCCCGCCCACCUGCCAAAACCCACAGCUCCUACACACCUGUGACACACAUGCACACACUAACACAUGCCCUGUGCUGGAGACCCGAAGCCCCCUGCAGGCCCACUGCAGGGUUGGUCCUGAGAAGGCCCAGUUUGCCCUCCAGUCUCACUCCACUCCCUACACCGGGCUCCCCUCUGCCAUCCGGCCAGAGAGAUAAAUGUGAACAGCAGCAAAAAAAAGGGAACAAAACCUGCUUCCUCCCCUCCCCUGUCCCCCAGGCCAGAACCACUUCCUCCUCCCCACCUGCACCCCCAGCACAGACAGGGCUUUCCCUUUGCUGAGUCACUGAACGGCCCACAGUGGGGGCAGCCAGAGCUGGGGACCAUCAGGAGACUGUGAGAGGUCAGGGGAUAGAAGGAGAAUGGAUGGAGGAAGAGCCCUGUGGGGGAGUGAAAUUUGUUUGCUAAAAUUAGGACAGGAAGUAGGCGGAAAGAGCCAAAUUAUGUAACUUGGGUUGUCUGUUCUUGGGCAACCGGGAUCCACACACAAGGAAAGAGUGAAGUAAAAUGGAGUCACUGUAGUCAGGCUGCUAUGUUACUGAAGCCAAGUAGGUUGAGGCCUGAGGAAAUGAUUCUGUUCUCAUUUUAACUAACCUGGGAACUUAAACUUCUGAGUUUUUUAGUCCUGCGUCAGGGCCUGGCAUACAUGAGACCUCCCUUAAGGACUCACCGUGCACAGUCACCUGACCUCCAUUAUCCAGACACGGGAUGGGACCAGAUUCCUUGGUGCACAUCUUCCUGACUGCCUAAUGUCUGAUGACCGUCCUGGACCAGGCCUGGGGCUGACACUGCUGAUCAUUCUCAAGAAUGCACUUUUUACUAUAAGAACUCAACUUUUCUUUCUUUGGAAACACUUCUGGGUUUUUGCCUAGUUAGGUUUCCGGUUUGCAAACCUGUGAAUAAAUCUCUAUCAUGUAUUUCUA